UACCUCUUUCGAUAGUGUAGCAUUUAUAUUUUUGUUCUAAGAAGGACUCAUUUGAAACGCAAUGUUCAUCUAUAUUAGAAAUGAAAAUUCUUGAUGAAUUUCCUGUGCUUAAUAUUCUUUUCUUUUCAGUAACUUUAAAUGACACGAUCAUUACUCCAGAUUUAUCCAACAGCAGCCUUACACCUGACGCUUCGUGUGGCCCGUUUACAAUCCAGCCUUCGCCAACCAGUGCAUCUCCAUUGACAUCAUUAGGUCUCCCAAUUUGCGACACUAUUACGCUUACUCAGAACCUGACCAUUACAGUACUUUCAUCGGAAAUAACAACCGUAAUAUCACCAAUAACAUCAACUGAAACAAAAACAGAAAUAUCUUCCGUUACAACGACAGAAGUAUCAACAGAAACAACAAUUCAAAUAUCGGUAGAUACAACUACAGAAAUAUCAACAGAAACAACAACUGAAAUGUCCACAACAACCCAAAUAUUGGCUCAAACAAUAAGUGAAAUUUUUACUGCUACUAAAACAGAAUUAUCAACCACUACGAUUACCGCGCCUGAUACUGCGACUCAGGGUCAUUACCAAAAUAUAACAUUUGAAAAAGCGGAACAGGUUGCUGCGGAAAUAGCUAAAAACUUAACAAUUGACACAAAAUCAACUUCAUCUCAUAUACGUCGACUUACAAGCGCUGACGACAAACGCCAAUCUUCAAAAUUCGUUGGUUAUAUAGCUGUCAUUUUUGUAUUUGCUCCACUUACACUAAUGUUGUUAGCUGACGUAAAGAAAGUGCUCCUUGAUUUCCAUUCACACGAGAACAUAUAUGACAAAUGUAAAAGGUCUACAAAUAAAUGUCCAUAAAGAAUUCCUUGAUUUAGCAUUGAAUGGUUUGUAAAAUAGACCAAAGUAGAAAUUAUUAUUUACCAAACUUUUAUAGCUUUCUCUUGAUUUACACGUUCAAAGGCGCUUUACAAAUAAUAAACUGAUAACUAAUGUACAAAUAACAAUAUCGGUAAAAUACCAAAAACAGCUUUAAAACAAUAUAAAU
Molecule: messenger RNA, 1041 nt
Organism: Ruditapes philippinarum (Manila clam)
Lineage: Eukaryota; Metazoa; Mollusca; Bivalvia; Venerida; Veneridae
Product: mucin-2-like
Exons: 2
Coding region: 81-854 (257 amino acids)
Source: RefSeq, a predicted model, not a curated record